AUGGCCGAGCGUGUCAGUAGCCACAGCGAUCUUAUACCCCCGCGAUGCUCUGGGGAAACGGAUCCGGAUGCUGAUAGGAUUGUGAGGAUACCUAUAUUCAAGCGCAAUAUCUAUGUUCCAUCUCAUGGUGCAUCUUCGGCCGACCUGGCGGACUUUAUGUGGCUUCUUAAGUUUGGUGGGCCAGAGCAAUGGUAUGAGAGACCAGAACCAGUUAAGCUGGACCGGAUGACUGUUCUUGAUGCUGUUGGAUGUCUACGAUGUCCACCAGAUGAGCUGAAGGCUCUCGACAAUCCUCGACCGUUGUCUCUUGAUGUCCCUCAGAUAUGGGUCUCCGCAGCCUUGAACACUCCCACCGAUGAUGAUGUAUUUGACUGCAUGGCCGGUCACGGAGACUUUGCUGGAAAGUGCAAUCAAUGUACCGUUGGGAAGCGUGAGGCGCUCGAGAAAACCUCACUGGUAUACACCCUCGUCCUAUCGACAUUCCAGGCGAAUGAGUAUUACUCUGGCAAGAACAGCCUGUCUGGGAAUGGAAAGAACAUUUACAAGAUGAUUCGAUGUGGUGGAAGAGAAGCUGCUGCUGCUGCCGCCUUCUAUGCUGCUCAAGAUUCGAUAUAG
This is a messenger RNA of Mytilinidion resinicola, 615 nucleotides long. RefSeq lists its product as uncharacterized. The record is from RefSeq and is a predicted model, not a curated record. The transcript has a single exon. NCBI's taxonomy places the organism in Eukaryota, Fungi, Ascomycota, Dothideomycetes, Mytilinidiales, Mytilinidiaceae. Bases 1 to 615 code for a protein of 204 amino acids.